Staurois parvus is the source of this 612-nucleotide messenger RNA. The record is from the annotation of a GenBank genome assembly. Lineage: Eukaryota; Metazoa; Chordata; Amphibia; Anura; Ranidae.
CUGUCUGCAGUCUCUGGUCAUUCCCUGCACUGUCCGCAGUCUCUGGUCAUCCCCUGCACUGUCCGCAGUCUCUGGUCAUCCCCUGCACUGUCCGCAGUCUCUGGUCAUCCCCUGCACUGUCCGCAGUCUCUGGUCAUCCCCUGCACUGUCCGCAGUCUCUGUCUCUGGUCAUCCCCUGUACUGUGUCCGCAGUCUCUGGUCAUCUCCUGUACUGUGUCCGCAGUCUCUGGUCAUCUCAUGUACUGUGUCCGCAGUCUCUGGUCAUCUCAUGUACUGUGUCCGCAGUCUCUGGUCAUCUCAUGUACUGUGUCCGCAGUCUCUAGGCAUCUCAUGUACUGUGUCCGCAGUCUCUGGUCAUCUCCUGCACUGUGUCCGCAGUCUCUGGUCAUCUCCUGCACUGUGUCCGCAGUCUCUGGUCAUCUCCUGCACUGUGUCCGCAGUCUCUGGUCAUCUCCUGCACUGUGUCCGCAGUCUCUGGUCAUCUCCUGCACUGUGUCCGCAGUCUCUGGUCAUCUCCUGCACUGUGUCCGCAGUCUCUGGUCAUCUCCUGCACUGUGUCCGCAGUCUCUGGUCAUCUCCUGCACUGUGUCCGCAGUCUCUGGUCAUCUCCUG